Molecule: messenger RNA, 1371 nt
Organism: Hyalella azteca
Lineage: Eukaryota; Metazoa; Arthropoda; Malacostraca; Amphipoda; Hyalellidae
Product: sulfotransferase 1C4
Exons: 9
Coding region: 147-1205 (352 amino acids)
Biological process (GO): sulfation
Cellular component (GO): cytoplasm
Molecular function (GO): sulfotransferase activity
Source: RefSeq, a predicted model, not a curated record
AUUGAGUGCGGUAGGUCUCCAUACAACUUGUGCGGGUCCAUCGAAAGAUAUACUAAUUCUAAAGUGCUGUACACUUCUACAUUUUGAAACCCAUAGCAGAGGCAUUGUUAUUUUCUACAUAUUUUGUUAACUCGUUCAAUCUGGAAAUGUCGAGCAAGAUUAAGCUGAGUGGCGGGCGGUACGCCGAGGAGCUUCCUGGCGCACUGAUGCAGCGCUACGUCCAAGACUUCACCGGGACUAUGGGGCCGAUGUUGCGCAUUGAGCCCUCUGGCACUAUCGUCACGCACGACUACAAACACUUUAUUGAUGAAAUAUAUAAUUUCAAGUUUCGGCCUGACGACGUUUUGGUAAUGACAUACCCGAAGUGCGGCACCACCUGGUGCCAGGAGAUCGUUUGGAACAUGAGGAAUAACCCCAACCUGGACCACCCCAACCCAGAAGAACCAUUACUUUCAAGGAGCCCAUUUAUUGAAGCAGACAUGCUGACGUUUGGGACGAUGCAGCAGAUGCCUUUCGACACGUUUCUUUCCGACGCCAUGUUUACCAACUUCAGAUCUCGCUGUCCUAAUUUGGACUCAAAACGUGGAAUCCACCUUCAGGUGGCAGAAUCGCAAAAGGAGCCUCGCACCCUCAAGACGCACCUGCCCUUCUCCUGCUUCGCCCCCGGCCUGCUGGAUAAGUGCAAGGUUGUCUUCGUGAUCCGCCACCCCAAGGACGUAGUGUUGUCGUACCAACAUCACUGCCGCCUCAUAAUGAGCCAUGGGUUCACGGGUACUCAGGACGUCUUCAUCAAGUACUUCGUGGACAACUUGCUGCUCUGGGGUUCGUACGGCAACAUGGUGCGGGAGGUGAUGCAGUAUAAAACGCACCCCAACCUGCACGUGAUGUUCUACGAGGUCAUGAAGGCCGACAUCGCCGCUGAACUGCGUAAACUCAACACGUUCCUCGGCACCGGCCUGUCGGAAGGGCAGCUCCGAAACGUGCAGAAGCAGACGAGCUUCAACAACAUGCAGAGGUUCGACCCGAUGCGGAUGAUGUCGUCUGUGAUGUGCAACAAAGACGUCGCCCAGAACGACGGAGCCUUCAUCAGGAACGGAGUUUCUGGCGCGUGGAAGGGUAAGCUGACGGCGGAGCAGGAGAAGCUGCUGGACGACUACAUCGCUGAGAACUUCCUGGACCCCGAGCUCAGGGCCAGGUUCCUGUGAUACUUCCAUGUCCGGAUAUCAGUGUUGGCCUCAAGCCGAAAUCUUAUAAGGAGCAUACUUGAAUGUUACAAGUGAAUAUAAAGCCAGAUAAAAUGGCGUAUUCUUGUUUGGUGGGCAAGGUGCUUGCACCUAAAUUGGACUGUAAAUGUACAUGUUGAAAGUUUAA